AUGGGCAAGGGCGGCGGCUGCGUGUUCAGCAAGGGCCAGCGCCUCCCGCUCCCCCCGCACCGCCGCGACCGCACAUUCAUCCCGGCCCCUGCCACCACCGCAUCGGAGCCGACCCCGGCCACCACCGCGCCAGAGCCGACCCCGGCCACCGCCGCGCCGGCGCCACGCCAGGUCCGUAUCUACGUCGUCUUCUACUCCAUGUACGGGCAGGUGCGGCGCCUGGCGCGGGCGGUGCAGCGCGGGGUGGGGUCCGUCCCGGGCGCGCUGGGGAUCCUGCUGCGCGUGCCGGAGACCCUGCCGCGCGCCGUGCUGGCCAGGAUGGGCGCGCUGGAGGCCGCCGCGGAGAUGGACGCGGAGGGGAUCCCCGUGGCGGACCCCGGCGGGCUCCCCGACGCCGACGGGUUCCUCUUCGGCUUCCCCGCGCGGUACGGCGCCAUGGCCGCGCAGAUGCAGGCCUUCUUCGACUCCACCGCGCCGCUCUGCCGCGGCCAGCGCCUCGCCGGCAAGCCCGCCGGCUUCUUCGUCAGCACCGGCACCCAGUGCGGAGGCCAGGAGACCACCGCGUGGACGGCGAUCACGCAGCUGGCGCACCACGGCAUGCUGUUCGUGCCCAUCGGGUACACCUUCAGAGAGGGGAUGUUCGAGAUGGAAGAGCUCCGCGGGGGCUCGCCGUACGGCGGCGGGGUGUUUGCCGGCGACGGCUCCAGGCCGCCCAGCGAGCUGGAGCUGGCCCUCGCCGAGCACCACGGCAGGUACAUGGCCACGCUGGUCAAGAGGAUGGUGCACGGCGCCGAUGCCUGA
Triticum turgidum subsp. durum (durum wheat) is the source of this 801-nucleotide messenger RNA. The record is from the annotation of a GenBank genome assembly. Lineage: Eukaryota; Viridiplantae; Streptophyta; Magnoliopsida; Poales; Poaceae.